Molecule: messenger RNA, 1447 nt
Organism: Lycium ferocissimum
Lineage: Eukaryota; Viridiplantae; Streptophyta; Magnoliopsida; Solanales; Solanaceae
Exons: 4
Coding region: 119-862 (247 amino acids)
Cellular component (GO): kinetochore
Molecular function (GO): nucleic acid binding
Source: RefSeq, a predicted model, not a curated record
UUAAAUAGGGGAAGGAGAUUUCAACAAUUUUGAAUUUAAGAGGGUGUGAUCCUGUGCGGAUGAAUAUCACCAUAGUAGCCAAUUAGUCCAAUCGUUCCUUAGCUUGGAGGUAGCAGCAAUGGCGGAAAAAGAAGAAGAGGAGGAUUACAUGGCAGACCUUUCUCACUUUCUUCCCCCAGAAGCUUCUUCUCUUCCCCCUAAACCCUCCGCUAAAACGGUAUCGAAUAAGCCUGUAGUUUCGAACAAGAAACGUAAGAUGUUAAACUGGCAAGAACGGAAAAAGCUCAAGAGAGAGCAGAAGCAAAUAGAAGAGGACCAAAAAACUCUAGCGAACUUAGAGUCAGCAAUUCCUGAGAGCAACAUUGGAUUCAAAAUGCUGAAACAAAUGGGUUAUACUCCAGGAUCAGCAUUAGGGAAGGAAGGCUCUGGUAGGUCUGAACCAGUGGGGCUGGAAAUCAGAAGGGGCCGUGCUGGGAUUGGGAAAGAAGAUGAUAAGGUAGAGAAGAUGAGGUGGGAAAUGGACAAGGCUGACAGGGAUACAAGGACACAAGAAGAGCUCAUGGAAACUUUUGGAUCUCACCUGAAGGAGCGCUGGAAGGAAAAGAGGAUUGUCAGGAAUUUUCACAAGGCUGAGGCAGUACUGGCUCAGUUAGAGAAUAGGGAGGUUGUAGAGGAGAAAAAGGAAGAAGAGGAUGGAGAAAAGGAUGAGGAAGAGGAAGAACCGAUCACAGAAGAGGAUUUGCUCAAUACGUUGAUGAAACUGAGAGAUGAGUAUCAUUACUGUCUCUUCUGUGGAUGUCAGUACGAGUCCACCGAGGCACUGCUGUCUAACUGCCCUGGGAUAACCGAGGACGACCACUAGAUGCCAUCUCCCAGUAGGCCUCAGCAUCAACACCUUGAAAAGGAUUUAGAAUCCUCCACAACAGAUGGAUAAUUUCCAAGGAUGAUAUGAAGAAGAUUCAUUGUCCUUCUAAAUCAUGCUUCUAGGCAGUAAAACAAGAGCUCAGAAUGACAAUUCUGUUCAGGUGAAUGAGGCUCAGUCCUCGGUAGAUUAUCGACAGUAGAAUCCAUUGAUAAGAUUAUAUUGGUGCAUCUCCAAUAGCUUCGAAUUGCAUUUCUUGAGCCAGGAGCCUUUAUAGCGCACAAUGGAUGGUGGCUGGAUAUCAAGAUUAGUGAUUCCUGUACUGCAUAGCUGUAGAUUGAAGUUGUAGCUAUUCUAAAUAUAUAUUUAUAGCGUUUGUAAUGUCAGCAUUGUCAUAUUCGAUUGCCCAAAAAGGUACACACCAUGACACUAUCUUGUCUGUUCCCCUCAAAAGGACAUUCUGGUUGGCAUGGUUCUAACACCUCGGCAGCUGGGCUGGUCCUGGACUCAUGCCAGGAGUGGGGCUAUUAAAAAUAUUAAACAGUGAUAUAUGAAAUAAAAAUGAAGAGAGUGCUUUUCCUGUUA